Fonsecaea erecta is the source of this 1500-nucleotide messenger RNA. RefSeq lists its product as hypothetical. The coding region runs from base 1 to 1500 and encodes 499 amino acids. The transcript is spliced from 9 exons. NCBI's taxonomy places the organism in Eukaryota, Fungi, Ascomycota, Eurotiomycetes, Chaetothyriales, Herpotrichiellaceae. Gene Ontology annotation, cellular component: membrane. Gene Ontology annotation, molecular function: transmembrane transporter activity. The record is from RefSeq and is a predicted model, not a curated record. Gene Ontology annotation, biological process: transmembrane transport.
AUGCCUUUAGAGGAGCGAGCCCUGCAACAGGGCAAAUCAGUUGACAACGCAGAGUCGGAAAUCGCACACAGCAUUAUGAUCGAAGAUACCCGCCAGAUACCCGACCUCACAGAGACCGAGAGGAAGAAAUUGCUCCGCAAGAUGGACCUCCGCCUGGUCCCAAUGGUGACAUUGCUAUACCUGCUCUCUUUCCUGGACCGUGGUAAUAUAGGCAAUGCUCGACUUGGGGGUUUGGAAGACGACCUUGGCUUGGUGGGCAAUCAAUACAACAUAGCCCUCACCAUCUUUUUCUUUCCAUAUUGCUUGUUCGAGGCACCAUCAAACCUGCUGCUGAUGAGAUUCCGACCAUCCAUCUGGCUUCCUUCGAUCAUGAUUGCCUGGGGCACUGUCAUGACUCUGAUGGGCACUGUGCAAAACUACGAAGGGCUCCUCGCCACCCGAUUUUUCCUGGGGAUGACCGAGUCUGGACUCUUUCCAGGGGUAGCAUAUUACCUCACGAUGUGGUAUACACGUCACGAGGUGCAAUUUCGGAUGGGCCUGUUUUUCGCCGGAGCGAGCCUCGCUGGCGGGUUCUCGGGCUUACUCGCCUAUGCCAUCCUCAAGAUGGAUGGCGUAGCUGGUCAGGCCGGCUGGAGAUGGAUUUUCAUCCUAGAAGGCAUCUUGACCGUCAUCGUGGCUGUGGCCGCUUUCUGGUUCAUCCACGACUUCCCGGAGACGGCCAAGUUCCUGACACAGAGGGAGAGAGUCUAUCUCGUCCAUCGAUUGAGGCACGACCUUGGUGGCCAAGGCCAUGACGGGGAGGCUGUCGGCCUUGAGACAUCUUUUCGAUGGAAAUAUGUUGCAAUGGCCUUCACCGAUUGGCAGACGUAUAUGAUGGUGUUGCUCUACUGGGCGGCGUGUUGUCCUCUUUAUGGCGUCUCAUUGUUCCUGCCAACUAUCGUCAAGUCAAUGGGCUACAAGUCAACCGAGGCGCAGCUGCUCACCAUUCCCAUCUAUGCUGCCGCCUGCAUCAGCUGUCUCCUGGUGGGAUAUCUCUCGGACCGACUGAAGAAACGAGCGCCGUUUGUGUUCGGUUGUUACGUGGCCAUGCUUACUGGGUACAUUAUGUGUGCUGCUCCCAAGCACUUUACUCCCGGACUCACGUACGCUGGAAUCAUGAUCGCUGCGUGUGGCCUCUACAGUGUCAUACCGGGACUUCUUGCGUGGUUCUCCAACAACUUGGCCCCGGUGCACAAGCGAUCUGUGGCCAUGGCGUUGCAAAUCGGAUUAGGGACCCUCGCUGGUGCUGCAGCGUCCAAUUUCUAUGUGGCAUCGGACGCACCCACGUAUCGAACAGGGCAUACCAUUGAACUCGCGUUUGUCAGUAUGGGCUUGGUGUUGGUGGUUACUUACUACAUCAGCUGCUCUCUUGCCAACAAGAAGAGGGCCAAAAUGUCGCUGGAGGCUUAUACGAAUCAACAGCUGGCAGAAUUAGGGGACAAGAGUCCAGCGGCCAGCUAG